AUGGAAACAAGAUCAUCAAAACGCAAAAAGCUAGCUCUGAUAGAACAACAGAAUGAUGCCAAAAGAACACCAACAACAGACCAAAUCAGUGAUCUACCAGAUGCUGUCAUUCAUCAGAUCCUUCUCUUGCUUCCAAUCAAAUGUGUUGCACAAAUGAGUGUUCUUUCAAAGAGAUGGAAGUUUCUUUGGACAACUUUUCCUGAUCUUGAUUUCACAACCCUUAAUCCAUUUCCACUUGUUUCAACCAAAAAUCAUAAAAAAGCUUCCAACUUUGCAAAAUCUGUACACCCUUUAUCAUCACAAAAACUUGAUUUCAUCACCCAAGUUCUAUCUAUUCGCGACACGAAGCAAAAGGACAUAAGGGUUCUUUGUUUUCGCGCCCGCGUGGGCUUUUCGCGUUUAAAUAACUUGAUUCGUAAUGCCAUUAGGCAUAAUGUUAGAGAACUUGAUAUUGAAGUUGAAACUGAAUUUGAUACAGAUGAUUUUUUCAACUUUCCUAGGUGUGUUAUUGGUAGUGAAUCUUUACAAGUUUUGAAAUUAAAAUCGGGUUUUCGUUUGCCUCCUUCGUCGAUCAUGAGAAAUGGGUUUCAAUCAUUGCAUACAUUGUCACUUUCACUGAUUAUUUUGUAUAAUCAGCCUUCUCUAUCUGAUAUGUUCAAUGAAUCAUCUUUUCCAGUUUUGAGAAAUUUGCGCCUUGAUUUGUGUUUCGGGUUAACACAUAUUCGCGUUGCCUGUCGCGCUCUAGAAGAUUUGAAUUUGGAAAGAUGUUAUCAGCUACAAGGUUUGGAUGUUUGUGGCGCGAAAAUUCAAAGAAUUAGAGUAACUAGUUGUUUUGAUGCCUUUUGUAACAAGACUUGGGUGAGGAUGAAUGUGCCAAAGCUUGAAAAUUUGAUUUGGAAGUUUAAUGCUGUUACUGAUGUUGCUGUUUUUGAGAACUCAAAUUUGUUGAAUGAAGCUUCUAUUGGUUUUUUUAUGUUGAAAGAAGGUAAAGUUAAUAUGGGUAGGCUUCAAAGUGCUAACAACUUCUUCUCUGGAUUAUCUCAUGCUCAUUCCUUGAUUCUUGAAAAUCAAACAAUUGAGAUUCUAUCAAAGUACAAUAUUUUUAUUCAGCCAUUUUAUAAUCUCAAGUCAUUAGAGAUUCAUACUGGUUUGAAAAAGAGAAAUGUUCAAGCAUUAGCAUUCCUAUUCAAGAGCUCUCCUAGUCUCAACACACUGAUUCUGAAGAUCGUCGACGACGAUAAGGGCGAAAGAAAACAAUGGAAUAGAGAUUUAUGGGAUAUGACAAACACAGAAGAAGAGAAGUAUUGGGAGUCACAGAUACCGAGUUUGAACUCUUUUCUACAACACUUGAAAGUGGUUAAAAUUCAAGGUUUUCUUGAUUGUGCAAAUGAAGUUACAUUAACAAAGUUUCUUUUGAAGCAUGGAAAGGUUUUGGAAAAAAUGAUAUUGUGCAGAGGUUAUUCAAAUAGAAGAGAUAUUCUGAGGAGACAGAAGAUAAGGUCACAAAUGAUGGGAUUUUCUUGGGCUUCUUCUAAUGCCAAAGUUGAGUUUCAGUAG
Lathyrus sativus (Indian pea) is the source of this 1557-nucleotide messenger RNA. Lineage: Eukaryota; Viridiplantae; Streptophyta; Magnoliopsida; Fabales; Fabaceae. The record is from the annotation of a GenBank genome assembly.